Molecule: messenger RNA, 3594 nt
Organism: Emys orbicularis (European pond turtle)
Lineage: Eukaryota; Metazoa; Chordata; Testudines; Emydidae
Gene: KCNH7
Product: potassium voltage-gated channel subfamily H member 7
Exons: 16
Coding region: 1-3594 (1197 amino acids)
Biological process (GO): membrane repolarization during action potential; potassium ion transmembrane transport
Cellular component (GO): plasma membrane
Molecular function (GO): inward rectifier potassium channel activity
Source: RefSeq, a predicted model, not a curated record
AUGCCUGUUCGCAGAGGGCAUGUGGCACCACAAAAUACAUUUUUGGGUACAAUCAUACGAAAAUUUGAAGGGCAAAAUAAAAAAUUCAUCAUUGCUAAUGCUAGAGUGCAGAACUGUGCUAUCAUCUACUGCAAUGAUGGGUUUUGUGAGAUGACUGGAUUCUCCAGACCAGAUGUCAUGCAGAAACCUUGCACCUGUGAUUUCCUUCAUGGGCCAGAGACCAAAAGGCAUCACAUUGCCCAAAUUGCCCAGGCACUGCUUGGGUCAGAGGAGAGGAAAGUGGAAGUCACUUAUUAUCACAAAGAUGGGUCCACCUUCAUUUGCAACACCCACAUAAUCCCAGUGAAAAAUCAAGAAGGAGUAGCUAUGAUGUUUAUUAUUAACUUUGAGUAUGUAACAGAUGAUGAGAAUGCGGAGUCUCUCGAGAAGUUCAACCCGAUAUUGCCAGCCAGACUUGUAAACCGCAAACUUUUUGGAUUCAAGUUACCUGGACUGAGACUCUUAACAUACAGAAAGCAGUCCUUACCACAGGAAGACCCUGAUGCAGUUGUAGUAGAUUCAUCUAAGCACAGUGAUGACUCAGUGGCUAUGAAGCGCUUUAAAUCCCCCACAAAAGAAAGCUGUAGCCCUUCUGAAGUGGAUGACACAAAAGCACUGAUACAGCCCAGCAAAUGUUCUCCUUUGGUUAAUAUAUCAGGACCUCUUGACCAUUCUUCACCUAAACGGCAAUGGGACCAACUUUACCCAGACACGCUGCAGACAAGUAAACCACUAACUCAUUCCAGAUCAAAGGAAAGCAUUUGUAGUAUAAGGAGAGCAUCUUCAGUACAUGAUAUAGAAGGAUUUAACGUCCAUCCUAAAAACGUUUUUAGGGAUCGUCAUGCAAGUGAAGACAAUGGUCGCAAUGUCAAAGGGCCUUUCAAUCAUAUCAAGUCAAGUCUAUUGGGAUCCACAUCGGAUUCGAACCUCAACAAAUAUAGCACCAUCAACAAAAUUCCACAGCUCACUCUGAACUUUUCAGAUAUCAAAAAUGACAAAAAGUCUUCAUCGCCUCCUUCUUCGGAGAAAACAAUUAUUGCACCCAAGGUGAAAGAUCGAACGCACAAUGUAACAGAGAAGGUUACCCAGGUUCUAUCCUUAGGAGCAGAUGUUCUGCCAGAAUAUAAACUCCAGACACCUCGCAUCAACAAGUUUACUAUAUUGCACUACAGUCCUUUCAAAGCAGUCUGGGACUGGCUCAUCUUGUUGCUGGUGAUAUAUACUGCCAUAUUCACCCCUUACUCUGCGGCCUUCCUUCUGAAUGAUAGCGAAGAACAGAAGAGACGAGUGUGUGGAUAUUCUUGCAGCCCACUGAAUGUGGUAGACUUAAUUGUGGAUAUUAUGUUUAUCAUUGACAUUCUAAUAAACUUCAGAACAACAUAUGUAAACCAGAAUGAAGAAGUGGUAAGUGACCCAGCAAAAAUAGCAAUUCACUACUUCAAAGGCUGGUUCCUAAUUGACAUGGUUGCUGCAAUACCUUUUGACCUGCUGAUUUUUGGAUCUGGCUCUGAUGAGACAACAACGUUAAUCGGUCUUCUGAAGACAGCUAGGCUGCUGCGUUUGGUGAGGGUUGCACGGAAAUUGGACAGAUAUUCAGAAUAUGGUGCUGCAGUUCUGAUGCUCCUUAUGUGCAUAUUUGCACUAAUUGCACACUGGCUUGCUUGCAUUUGGUAUGCCAUUGGGAAUGUAGAAAGGCCGUACUUGAUUAAAAAAAUCGGCUGGUUGGAUUCUCUAGGAGAACAAUUAGGAAAACCCUACAAUGUGACUGAUCAAAGCUCUGGACCAUCCAUCAAGGACAAAUAUGUUACCGCACUUUAUUUUACCUUCAGCAGUCUGACAAGCGUAGGGUUUGGAAAUGUAUCUCCUAACACCAACUCAGAGAAAAUCUUUUCCAUUUGUGUCAUGUUGAUUGGCUCAUUAAUGUAUGCGAGUAUUUUUGGAAAUGUAUCUGCAAUAAUCCAAAGACUGUAUUCGGGAACUGCACGGUAUCACAUGCAGAUGCUGCGAGUAAAAGAGUUUAUACGCUUUCAUCAAAUCCCCAACCCUUUGCGGCAGCGGCUCGAGGAGUACUUCCAGCAUGCGUGGACAUACACCAAUGGCAUUGACAUGAACAUGGUCCUAAAGGGGUUUCCAGAAUGCUUACAAGCUGACAUUUGUCUACACCUCAACCAAAACUUGCUUCAGAACUGCAAAGCUUUCCAGGGGGCCAGUAAAGGUUGUCUCCGAGCUUUAGCUAUGAAGUUUAAGACAACCCAUGCUCCUCCUGGUGACACCUUAGUCCACUGUGGUGAUGUUCUCACAGCUCUUUACUUCCUGUCAAGAGGCUCCAUUGAAAUCCUCAAGAAUGACAUUGUUGUAGCCAUUCUUGGUAAAAAUGAUAUUUUUGGAGAGAUGGUACAUCUUUAUGCAAAACCAGGGAAAUCAAAUGCAGAUGUGAGAGCUUUAACCUACUGUGACUUGCAUAAGAUCCAGCGAGAAGACCUACUAGAGGUUUUGGAUAUGUAUCCUGAAUUUUCUGAUCUCUUUCUCACCAAUCUAGAACUGACUUUUAAUCUGAGACACGAAACUUCAAAGGCUGAUCUCAUAAUAAGAUCACAAACCACUAAUGAUUCGGAUGGAGAUAACUGCAAACUUCGAAGAAGGAAAUUGUCCUUUGAAAGUGAAGUAGAGAAAGAAAACAAUCAGAAUGAUCCUGAAGACUCCGUGGAUAAUACUAGACAUUAUCAGUGUACCAAGAAACACUUUGAAGAGAAGAAAAGUGAGUCAUCAUCUUUGGUAUCAUCCAUUGAAGAUGAGCAGAAACCUCUCUUCUCUGAAAUAAUCAAUUACCCAUCAAUGAUAGGGAAAACUACAGGGCUGGACUUCGAAGAAGUGGUGCGUGCAACAGAAAGGAUCCAUAUUGACAAAAGAAGCCAUUCUUGCAGAGACAUCAGUGAUAAAAGAAACUGGGAGUGGGAAAACACCAAGGGGCACCAGGACGUCUCCAGACAGUCAGCAUUACCUCAUGUUACAUGGGGCAUCUGUGAAACUGAAAGUGAGCUGACCUAUGGGGAAGUGGAGCACCGGCUAGAUUUACUUCAAGAACAACUCAACAGGCUUGAAUCCCAAAUGACUGCUGACAUUCAAACCAUCCUGCAGCUUCUGCAGAGGCAGUCAACACUCAUUCCACCUGCAUAUAGUAUAGUGACUGCAAGUGCAGAAUAUCAACAGCCAGCUAUCCGGGUGAUGCAAAGCCUUCAUCCUGUAGUAUCUAUUAAAACAGAUAGAAGCUUCAGUCCUUCAUCACAGUGUCCUGAAUUUCUAGACCUUGAAAAAUCGAAACUUAAAUCCAAAGAAUCCCUCUCAAGUGGAGUGCAUCUUAACACGGCCUCAGAAGACAAUUUGGCUUCUUUUUUAGAACAAGAACAUGACCAGUCGUUAGAGUUUCACCCACAGCAUUAUAAAACUUAUCUUCAUUCCAUUAGGCAUCCUUCCUUGCCAGAUUCUUCCCUAAACACUAUAGGAAUCUUGGGUCUUCAUAGGCAUGUUUCUGAUCCUGGUCUUCCUGGGAAAUAA